Molecule: messenger RNA, 958 nt
Organism: Peromyscus leucopus (white-footed mouse)
Lineage: Eukaryota; Metazoa; Chordata; Mammalia; Rodentia; Cricetidae
Product: carcinoembryonic antigen-related cell adhesion molecule 10-like
Biological process (GO): signal transduction; riboflavin biosynthetic process; regulation of immune system process
Cellular component (GO): cell surface; plasma membrane
Molecular function (GO): protein tyrosine kinase binding; riboflavin kinase activity
Source: RefSeq, a predicted model, not a curated record
AUGGAGCUCACCUCAUCCCCUCUCCACAAAGCACAGGUCUUCUGGAGGGGACUCCUGCUCACAGCGACAGCCCCAUUUUUUCACUGGUACAAGGGGAAAAAUGUUGAUCAGAGGAAGGAAAUUGCACGAUUGGUAAUAUCCAGAGGUAAAAUAGAACCCGGGACUGUGUACAGCGGCAGAGAGAUAAUAUUCCCCAAUGCAUCCUUGCUCUUCCUGAAUGUCACUCGGAAAGAUGCAGGAGUCUAUUUGCUACGUGUGACUAUGGAAAACUUUGAUGAAGAGAAGGCAUAUGUGCAGUUUCAGGUACACCCCUCACUUGUAACCUACGGGACCUCCCCCACCACUGCCCAAGUCACUGUGGAAGUAGUUCCACCCCACAUUGUAGAAGGAAACAACGUGCUUCUACUUGUCCACAAUCUGCCAGCAACAGUCCCAUUUUUUCACUGGUACAAGGGAAAUGUUGAUCAGAGGAAUGAAAUUGCGCGAUUGGUAAUACCCAGACGUAAACUAGAACGAGGGCCUGUAUACAGCGGCAGAGAGACACUAUACCCCAAAGGAUCCUUGUUCUUCCAGAAUGUUACUCAGAAAGAUGCAGGAGUCUAUUUGCUUCGUGUGACUAUGGAAAACUUUGAUGAAGAGAAGGUAUCUGUGCAGUUUAAGGUUCACCAGCCAGUGACUCUGCCUUCCAUCCAAGUCACCACCACCACCACCACCACCACCACAUUCAAUGACCUGGACUCUGUGUUCCUGACCUGCUUCUCAAAAGACAUGGGGAUCUUCAUCAGGUGGCUCUUCAAUGGCUAGAGUCUGAGACUCACUAACAGGUUGAAGCUGUCCCAGAACAACAGCAUCCUCAGCAUAGACCCUGUCAGGAGGAAGGAUUCUGGAGACUAUCAGUGUGAGGUAUCCAAUCCAGUCAGUUCCAAAAGGAGUGACCCCAUCCAGCUGGACAUAAUAG